AUCUCUACGUCAUUGGGAUCUGCUAAUGUGAAAUGACAGACUCAACAGGACCAAUCAGUCAGCUGUAGCUCCCUUGUGGAACCUCCUGAAGAUUGGACAACAAGCCCUCAGUUCUGUCACGCUGGGACCAGAACGGGGCCCUAUAAUGCAGGUGGAGCACACCCACACAAGGUGUUGGGUUUGUGUACUGAGCUGCCUUCUGCUCGCCUGUCAGUACGUUGGCAGUUUGUACAUCUGGAGAAGCAGCUUACCCAGGGACCAUCCCAGAAUGAUAAAGCGUCGCUGUGCCAGUGUCCUGUUGGUCUCUGCACUCUCACCUGCAGUGGUGAAAGCAUGGAUGCACUGGGCUGAUGUCAGGGUCAAUGCAUCUGUGUGGGAGUUGAUGGGAGUUCGUUUGGACGGUCUGGUUCCUGCAGCCAUACUGCCACUACUACUAACCAUGGUAUUUUACCUUGGACCCCUGGUUCAUUCUGCGAUAGACAACCCUGAAGGCUUCACUGGGGAACUUCAGUCUGCACUCGAUGUUCAGUCAUGGAGGUUGUGUGUAGGUGAUGCAGUGUGGCUCAGGAACCAGGUGGUGGCACCAGUGACGGAGGAGCUGGUGUUCAGAGGGGCCAUGCUGCCUAUGCUGGUGUCCUGCACGGGACCCACAGCUGCCAUCUUCAUCGCUCCGCUGUUCUUCGGUGUUGCCCAUUUCCACCAUAUAAUAGAGCAACGCCGCCUCCACAAGGACAGUUUGAGUGUCAUCUUCUUAGUGUCAGUGAUACAAUUCUUGUACACAACUGUGUUCGGUGCCUUCACAGCCUUUAUAUUCAUGAGAACUGGCCAUGUUGCAGGUCCAGUUUUGUGCCAUUCAUUCUGUAACAGUCAGGGCUUGCCUGACAUCAGCUCUGCCCUGCAGCACCCUCAACGAUCAGCUCUACUCUUUUCAUAUCUGAUGGGGGUGCUGCUGUUUCUGGUGCUACUCUUCCCGCUGACAGACCCCUUCCUCUAUGAUUCCAUUCCCAUCUGCAGCCUGGCUGUACCUGCAGCAUCUGUAUGCUAAAUUAAAUCAAAUUAAAUGUCUGCUCUUUAAAAAAAAAAUGCCAUUGUUUUUUUACAAUGGAUUUCAUUUUGUGUCAGGUUUUCAAAUAAAAAAAAAAGUAAUUUUAUAUAGAGUGUGUGCGUUAGUAGGUAUGUGUGGGCAGAUGUGUUCAUGAGAAGAGAAUGAUUCUAGCAUGUCAGACAUUUUCUGCAUGGUGAAAUAUUUCCUACUGCAUGGAAACACAACACCAGUACAACUUUCCCUGGUUUAGAGAGAGAAAGUGUGUGUGGCAGAGAAAAACAGAUGAGCUGUGCGAGUGAAUGAAUUAGUGAAAAGGGUAAGGCUUUGGAGGAGACAGCAGUAGAGAAAGACACAUAUGCAGACAGAGAAAGGCAGACAGACAGAAACACAGGCACAGAGGCCAAAAAACACUCAGAAGGAACCACAGUGGAGAGAGACUGUAAAGUCACAUUGUAAGGACAAAUAAGGCUAUACAAGACAGGCUUGUGAGAAAAAACUGUUACAGCCAGAAGCAACACAAGCAAUGCCAACAGACGUUAAGUUAAGAGAAGAGAAAAAUAAAGGAAAACAGCAAGGAAAGAUGGAGGGGGAGUAUGGGGGAAAUGUUAGUGUGUCCCCAAGGAAAUUAAGAAUGGAGUAGCAAGAGUUGGGGGGGAAGAGAAGACAGUGUUAGGACAGAGUAGUGAAAGGUUGAGUCAAGCAAUUAAGGUUUAUGAGACAGACUGAUGUGCUACUUAUAAAUACAACACCUUUGUUUACAACCCAAACCAGACAAUGUACAUUCACAUACCUCUGUAGCUCUCAGAGCUAUAGGUUAUACUUAUAUUCAAUUUAUUUCACUAGCACCCAGAUACAUUUUAGUUUUAGCUGUAUUUUGUAUAGUAGGAAUGACAGAUUAGGAAAUGAUAAGAUUAGAUAAACAGAUUGAUACCACUCUCAGUACAGUAUGUAGCUGGAGCCAGCAGCUGGUUCUGUUCAAAAGUUUAAAAAAAGAAGCACCUGUGAAGCUCAGUAUGUUGAAUCUCAUUUGUUGAUUCCAUACAAAAAUCAAAAUGAAAAUGUGUUGUUUUUUAUGGACCAACCAGCGGAGACUCCAGGAAAUUACUGGUAUAUAACGUAAUAUAACUCGUUAACAGCCACAACCUGUUGAGGUUCUGGGAGACACCUUUAGGUUACCUAAUGACAGAGCCAGGCUAGCUGUUUCCCUUUGUUUAUGUUAACUGGCUGCAGUUAGAGGUGUGUUUGAGCAGUGAGUGUGUAACAGCACCAUUCCCCAUUACCUAUAUCUCUGGUCACAAACUGGGCUUAAUCUUCUGCUCAUUGCUGUGAAAUGUUGGAAAGAUUUAAGAUCUUAUUUAUUCAAAAAAAUAACUGCUGACUUCUCAUCA
Messenger RNA from Etheostoma spectabile (orangethroat darter), 2433 nucleotides. Its product is annotated as CAAX prenyl protease 2. Gene Ontology annotation, molecular function: metalloendopeptidase activity. NCBI's taxonomy places the organism in Eukaryota, Metazoa, Chordata, Actinopteri, Perciformes, Percidae. The transcript has 8 exons. Gene Ontology annotation, biological process: CAAX-box protein processing. The coding region runs from base 146 to 1045 and encodes 299 amino acids. The record is from RefSeq and is a predicted model, not a curated record. Gene Ontology annotation, cellular component: endoplasmic reticulum membrane.